GUUUCUGUGUGCAAUGACCACUGCUAUCCUGGCUACAAUAGGAAAAAGAGGGAAGGAGAGAAAUUUUGCUGCUAUGAUUGUGCUCCAUGUCCAGAAGGGAUGAUCUCUAGCCAGAAAGAUAUGGACGCCUGUGUCAAAUGCCCAGAAGAUAAGUAUCCCAACAAUUACCAAACUCAAUGUAUUCCCAAGGUUUUAAGUUACCUGUCUUACAAAGAAAAUUUAGGGAUCAUAUUAGUUGUCUUGGCCAUUUUUUUCUCUUUGAUCACAGUUAUAGUACUUGGAACAUUCAUGAAGCACAAUAACACUCCCAUAGUCAAAGCCAACAAUCAGACUCUGACCUACAUCCUCCUCAUCUCCCUCCUCCUUUGUUUCCUUUGCUCUUUUCUCUUCAUUGGACAGCCUGGAAAGAUUAUUUGCCUCCUCCGACAAAUGACUUUUGGCAUCAUCUUCUCUGUAGCUUUGUCCUCUGUCUUGGCAAAGACCAUCACCGUGGUUCUGGCAUUCAUGGCAACCAAACCAGGAUCUAGCAUGAGAAAAUGGGUUGGGAAAGGCCUGGCAAAUUCUAUUGUCUUUUCCUGCUCCUUUAUCCAAGCUGCAAUUUGUAUUUUUUGGUUAAGUACUUCCCCACCAUUCCCAGAUAGGAACAUGGACUCACUGAAUGUGGAAAUCAUACUGGAAUGUAAGGAGGGAUCAGCUGCCAUGUUUUAUUGUGUCUUAGCCUAUAUGGGUUCCCUGGCCAUUCUCAGUUUCAUAGUGGCUUUUCUAGCCAGGAAGCUACCUGACAGUUUCAAUGAAGCCAAGUUCAUCACUUUCAGCAUGUUGGUGUUUUGCAGUGUUUGGUUGUCCUUUGUUCCAACCUACUUGAGCACCAAAGGAAAAUACAUGGUGGCUGUGGAGAUCUUCUCCAUCUUGGCUUCCAGUGCUGGGUUACUGGGUUGCAUCUUUUCCCCCAAAUGUUAUAUUAUUGUUUUGAGGCCUGAGCUGAACAACAGGGAGCAACUGAUAAUUAGAAAUAGAGAAAGUAAGUAA
Podarcis muralis (Common wall lizard) is the source of this 1029-nucleotide messenger RNA. Its product is annotated as vomeronasal type-2 receptor 26-like. Gene Ontology annotation, cellular component: plasma membrane. Gene Ontology annotation, molecular function: G protein-coupled receptor activity. Lineage: Eukaryota; Metazoa; Chordata; Lepidosauria; Squamata; Lacertidae. The record is from RefSeq and is a predicted model, not a curated record. Gene Ontology annotation, biological process: G protein-coupled receptor signaling pathway.